CGCCCACACAUAACUUCACCUCGAUUAUAUCGCGGGCCAUCUCCGCGGCACACUCUAUAAUCAAGAAAGCGGUCGCAGUAAUUGUCAAGAUGGGUACUCGUAAGAAGGAAGCCUCUCGUAAAGAGCGGCAAGGUAAGACCAGUGAUGGCAUGGCGAACGUCAAGACGAAAGGCGAGAAUUUCUACAGAUCUGCCAAAAAGGUCAAGACCCUGAACAUGUUCAAGGAUGGCAAAGCGCAGCGCAAUGCAGAGGGAACAAUCACAAAGGCUGCGUCUUACCAGUCCCGCGAUGCUCCCGUAGCCCGAGUAGAACCAAAUCGCAAGUGGUUUGGCAACACGCGGGUGAUUUCCCAAGAUGCUCUUGAAGCCUUUCGAGGCGCUGUUGCAGAACAGUCAUCCGACCCGUAUUCGUAUCUUCUUAAGCAGAACAAAUUACCCAUGAGUUUGAUUCACGACAAUAAGAACACAAAGAAUGGCCUCAAGCAACAUCAGGCGAAGAUUGCAAUCGAGACCGCACCAUUCAAAGACACAUUCGGGCCCAAGGCACAAAGAAAGCGCGUCAAACUUGGUGUUAGUAACAUCGAGGAUCUGGUAGGAGACACGGCUAAAUCGCACGACACCUACGUCGAGCGCUUAGAGCAACAGAAACUCCUUAGUGGCCGAUCCGGGGAGGAUGGCAACGAAGAUGGGGAACCAGAUGACCUCGCGAAUGCUACGACUGCACGAGAAGCCAUCUUUUCUAAAGGUCAAAGCAAAAGGAUAUGGAAUGAGUUAUACAAGGUGAUUGAUUCCUCCGAUGUCAUCAUACAUGUGCUCGAUGCACGAGAUCCUGAGGGUACUCGCUGUCGACAUGUUGAGAAAUUUUUGAAAGAAGAAGCACCGCACAAGCAUCUACUCUUUGUGCUCAACAAGGUGGAUCUUGUACCAUCAAGUAUCGCUUUACGUUUCACACACGCUCUUCUAUCGCUUGUUUUUUUCGAUGUUCGAGGACUCGUUGCUAAUGCAAACAAGGCCUCUUGGGUACGAAGACUGUCAAAAGAGUAUCCCACGCUUGCAUUCCAUGCAUCUGUAAACAAUUCAUUCGGCAAAGGCUCACUGAUCCAACUUCUGCGUCAAUUUUCCUCUCUUCACUCUGAUCGCAAGCAAAUCUCUGUGGGCUUUGUCGGCUAUCCUAACACUGGAAAAUCAAGCAUCAUCAACACGCUUCGUAAGAAGAAAGUCUGCACCGUUGCCCCAAUCGCCGGAGAGACCAAGGUCUGGCAGUACAUUACCUUGAUGAAGCGGAUCUACUUGAUCGACUGUCCUGGUAUUGUGCCACCGAGUAUGACAGACACAGAUGAGCAGCUAUUACUACGCGGAGUAGUUAGAGUAGAGAAUGUGGAGAACCCAGAGCAGUACAUUGAGGCAGUUUUGAGUCGCUGUCAGCAACGACAUCUGCAACGCACCUAUGAGGUCAAGGAUUAUUCCAAUGCGAUAGAGUUUCUGGAGAAACUAGGUCGCAAAGGCGGAAGACUCCUCAAAGGCGGCGAGGUCGAUCUGGACGGCGUUGCUAAAAUGGUCCUGAAUGAUUUCCUGAGAGGCAAGAUUCCAUGGUUUACUCCGCCACCUCCAUCCGAGCAAGAUGGCGAGAGUGGCGUAACUGGAAGAGAAGGCAGGCUUGGUGAAAUGGGUAAGAAGAGGAAACGGGAAGAUGAAGAAACGACCAUUGACGCUGCGGGUGCGUCAUCCCCGGCAAUCGACGAGGAAUUCGAGGGCUUUGACGACAAUGAUGUCGAGGUCAAUGAAGAUGAUAAUAACAACGAUGAUGAUUCGGAUAGCAUCCCCUCGGAUGCCGUCGUCGAUCUCGAUUCUGAGGACUCAGUCUCAGGCGUUGAAGAUACAGAUGCGGCGACACUGGUGGCCCCUGAAAGCGACGAGGAGUCGUCAGUUACACAUACUGCGCAGAAACCCAAAGCAAAUAAGCGAAGGAAAAAGGUUUAG
This is a messenger RNA of Pseudovirgaria hyperparasitica, 1979 nucleotides long. RefSeq names its product NGP1NT-domain-containing protein. NCBI's taxonomy places the organism in Eukaryota, Fungi, Ascomycota, Dothideomycetes, Acrospermales, Acrospermaceae. Gene Ontology annotation, cellular component: nucleolus. The record is from RefSeq and is a predicted model, not a curated record. Bases 90 to 1979 code for a protein of 629 amino acids. Gene Ontology annotation, molecular function: GTP binding. The transcript has 3 exons.